CAUUGUCCUACCUUGAAUAUAGUCAUCUCGUCAAUGCAACCGUGUUUGACAGCUGAAAUCGCAUUGUUGAUACUUCGUUAGCAUUCUCUGCAUUGUUUUGCUCCACAAUGGAUCUUCAAAGCACUGAUCGAGAGAAGGGUGAAAAGGUGAAGAUAGUCAAUCAGGUAAAGCAUAUACCGAAAGAUGCUCAGGUUGUGAUGUCCAUCCUGAAGGAGCUCGGUGCGACCGACUACGAACCACGGGUCAUUAAUCAGCUGCUAGAAUUUACCUACCGAUACGUAACGUGCAUCUUGGAUGACGCCAAAAUAUACGCCAACCACGCCCGCAAGAAGGUGAUCGAAAUGGAUGAUGUAAAGUUAGCCACGCAGAUGAUUCUGGAUAAAGCAUUCACAAGGCCACCUCCGCGAGACGUUUUACUGGAAAUAGCGCGUGUCCGUAACGGCACACCGCUGCCAUUGAUAAAAACCCACUGUGGAUUGCGACUUCCGCCGGAUCGUUAUUGCCUUUCUGCGUGCAACUACAAGCUUCGUGCGGCACAGCAACCAAAGCGCAUGAACAAAUCUGCUCUCGAAGGUCGAUCAUCGCUCAAGUCGGCUAAAGCGGCGGCCGGUGGUGCUGGUGGCGACGGAACCGGCACCGGCGGAGGCGUAAAGCGACCAUCCGUUCAGUCCACACCGAAGACGCAGGUGGUGAGCAUACCAAAACCAGUGUUCAAGUUUAGUACGGCUCCAAAAACGGCACCAACCACUGCAACCAAAUCAAUUAAAACGACGGUCACAUCAAUUGGUGGUUUGGGUGGAAGUAACGGUGCAUCAGCUGGUAGUACAGGUGUUGCUGGAAAUGUUGACAUAAAGAUGGAAACGGACGACCAGUUCGGCGAGGCGAACAACGGCAACAAGCGCAAGCGGGAAGAAGAUGACUUUGAAAUAGUGGAGUAAUUUAGUAAACAUUAACAAUAAACACUCGUAUGUGUGACUGAUCUAA
This is a messenger RNA of Anopheles funestus (African malaria mosquito), 984 nucleotides long. RefSeq names its product transcription initiation factor TFIID subunit 9 (gene Taf9). Gene Ontology annotation, molecular function: protein heterodimerization activity; RNA polymerase II general transcription initiation factor activity; transcription coactivator activity. NCBI's taxonomy places the organism in Eukaryota, Metazoa, Arthropoda, Insecta, Diptera, Culicidae. The record is from RefSeq and is a predicted model, not a curated record. The coding region runs from base 108 to 938 and encodes 276 amino acids. Gene Ontology annotation, biological process: DNA-templated transcription initiation; RNA polymerase II preinitiation complex assembly. Gene Ontology annotation, cellular component: SAGA complex; transcription factor TFIID complex. The transcript is spliced from 3 exons.